UUCACCUUGCGCAGGACAGAGACAAUUCGGCCGACCUGCACACACACAGGGGCGGGAAUAAAUGGGAAGGCAAUUUUACAAACAUUUUAAAGUCAUUUUGUGGGAAGGAUAAUUUUCGCUUAUCCAAAUUGGCACUUUAUUUUCGGGGGGAGGGACAAACUUUGAUCCCCCCUUCGAAGCAAACAAGUAAACCACUGAGACUCCAAAUUGGUGAAAAGUAACUCCCACCAGCCAGUGUUAACCACUUCAGGCGAAAGACAUCUGCCCAAGAACACCGCAAAUACAUUCAAAAGGACCAACAUAUAUAAAUGAACAGAUAGGCACACACGCAAGUGACCAAAGGGGGAGUGGCGUCUAUCUUCUUUCACUCCCCAUUUGAUGAAAAGGUCAACCGAGGGGACACAUCAGGAAAAUCUCCAAAUGAGUGGGCCAGACAAAAAAUACAUCACCGUGUAUUACUGCAGAAAUGGCGGAACCGGCCAAGGGAAGGACAGGAAGAAAAAGGAAGAAAUGAAUAAGGGAUACGUGACGAUAGAAAUAACUAGGAUGAACCAGAGGAUACACCCCUAUAGGAAGGCAAAAGGGCAGCUUAUCUCUCCAAAGGGGAGUAAGCAAAGUGGCAUGCAACGCGGCAUGGAACGCAGCAUCGAACGCGGCAUCGAACGCGGCAUCGACCGGGGCAGGAAGUUCCUGGCGAGCUGCAUAAACUCCCUUUUGAAAGAAAACGAAAAGUGGAGCUGGACGAAAAUGCUCCUCGACUUGGUAAACGACACAAAAAAGAGAAUCAACGAAAAGAUUAACGCUUUCUUUAAAGUGUUCGUUUUAAGCGCAGAUUACUUCCCCAAUGAGCUGCAGAUAAAUGAUGACGCCAUGACGAUGAUGAGGGGUGGGGGACCAACUGGAUCUGUGGGCUACUUCAACGCAGAGCACGCGAAAAUGCUGCUCGAGUCUGCAUCUGUAUAUGAUAAAAAAUGCACCACUAAGGGGAUAACAACCCAGGGGAGCUUCUCUCCUUCGAGAUGUCUACCAAUAAAUAGGGACCACUUCGGAUACGCCAAUGCUAACAGGGUUCUUAGCAACGAGGGGGUGAGGGACAACUACUAUGCGCAGAAUAUGACCAACCUUAAUCGCUUCAACAAAUCUCUUUUUAACCACGACUUAUGGGGACAGUGUGGCCUUUUUUCCCUCCCCAAUUCGGGCAAUGAUUCGUAUUUACCGCAAAAUUGGGGAACCCCCUACCCGCAUACACACUCUGCUCCUAAAAAACAAAACGUAAAAAACUUCUACAUUUCUGUGGUUAACAAAAAAACGAAUGUGAAAGAGGUGAGGAAGAUUAGUCUGAUGGAAAUUUGCAGCUCCCCCUAUUUCUUCCUCUGCCAAGGGUUUCUCUCAGACUUGGAGAGCUACUUGGCUCUGAAUCACUGCCUUUUGUAUCUUAAGAAAAACGAAGCAGAGCUGUCGCAGGUCCACGUGAACUUCUUCUCCUCCCUGAUAGACGUCGACGAAGUGAAUUUCCUGGAAGAAGGGGUGUCCAAAUCCAUCCUCAGACUCGCCAUUAGAAGACUCACCACUUUGUUUAAAAUCCCAACUGAUCAAAUCAAAUCGGUGGAGUUCUGUCUGUACCUAAAAGGCAGCGAACAGAUGGAGACCCUAAAUUUUACCGGCCAGAGUAUUUACAGAUAUUCCAUUUUUAUAUUUUUAAGCAGCAAAAAGGGCAACUUUGUGGAGUUCCCCCAGAGUGGGCUGAAAAUUAUGACCAUGGCUGGGAACUGCAUCAUAUAUGAGUGCUCUGGGAUGGGGAGUGAUUCCGUCCAGGGGGUCGACUCCAACCCGAAGAGCACCGGCUUCAAAUUCGAUCUCUCAGAAGAGAAACUCUUUUUCCUAAAAGUUAACCUCAAGGAAAAUGUAGAUUUGCACCAGUUGUUAGUAAGCGGAAAGGGUGCUGCCGCAACAGGUGAUAUGCCACUUCCCAGGGCCCCCCAAUUUGCCGAAUUGUCCUGCGCAGGCUCUCCUAACUACACUUAUUGCUAUAACUACUCCCCUCCAUAUGCCCAUAUCACCUCCAACCGUGUGAACCUCACUAGCGCGGCCUUUAACCCUCUGACCAACCCAUUUUCGUGUGUUCAGCGCAACGUGGACACCAUUAACAAAGAGAUAAUGCAGCUGAACAUGAACAGUAUGCGCAACUUAUACUUAAAGACGAAGACUGCUAAGAAUUGCGCAGCCCCCUUUGUCGUGCCCCUUUCGCAGUUUUCGCAGCACCAAAUGGGGGCGAACUCCCCCCAAGGGUGCUAA
Messenger RNA from Plasmodium vivax (malaria parasite P. vivax), 2295 nucleotides. RefSeq lists its product as hypothetical. The transcript has 2 exons. NCBI's taxonomy places the organism in Eukaryota, Apicomplexa, Aconoidasida, Haemosporida, Plasmodiidae. The coding region runs from base 379 to 2295 and encodes 638 amino acids. The record is from RefSeq and is a predicted model, not a curated record.